Molecule: messenger RNA, 426 nt
Organism: Solanum stenotomum
Lineage: Eukaryota; Viridiplantae; Streptophyta; Magnoliopsida; Solanales; Solanaceae
Exons: 1
Coding region: 1-426 (141 amino acids)
Biological process (GO): DNA integration
Molecular function (GO): nucleic acid binding
Source: RefSeq, a predicted model, not a curated record
AUGACGAGUAGAGAGUGUGCUGACCAUAUCAUUAGGAGAUGUGUUCGGGAGGAUGAAGCCAUUGAUAUUCUCCAUGCUUGUCACACUUUACCGGUUGGGGGUUAUCAUGGUUGUGUACGUACAACUGCUAAAGUUCUUCAAAGUGGUUACUACUGGCUGUCCCUCUACAAAGAUGCUCAUCAAUUUGUUAAGAAGGGCACUCAAUGUCAGACACAAGGUGGAGUGUCUAAAACACAAGAGUUGCCUUUCACGUCCAUUUUACAAGUCGAGCUAUUUGAUGUCUGGGAAAUAGAUUUCAUGGGCCCAUUUGUGAAUUCGUUUGGUAAUAAGUACAUUUUGGUGGUAAUAGAUUAUGUUUCUAAAUGGGUGGAGGCUGUUGCACUACCGAACAAUGAAGGGAGAAAUGUUGUUCAAUUCCUAAAAUGA